UUUUUUUGGAUACUGUUGAGGUGAAAGUACAUUACAAACCUGGAUAACAGCCCGUAUAGUAUAGUUACCCGUUUUCCAUUAUCUUGUGUUUCUUUCUUCCUUUCUACCUUCAUUUCGAAUAACGCUACCACCCAGCCGGUUAUGUUUCUGGACUUGAAUGAGCAUGCUUAGUGAAGCAAAUGGGUAUGAUUCUAUAAGCACCUCCAGUGAAUUCUCGAGUCUAUCCAUAAGCUGCUCUCAAAUCCAGCACAUUUGUAGCAAGAAUGCAGAAUAAUUCUGUAAGAAAAUAUCUCGUAGGCCAGCCAGGCUUGUUUUCUGAUGAGAACAAGACUUUAAAUGCAGAGACACAUUCAACAAGGGAUAGAUAUGGAUCAUAUGCAUAUGGCUUGCCAACUAUUGCAUAUAAUGAAGCUCAAGGGAAUAAUGUGAUACAGUCCUACAUUCCAGAUGACUCAAUUGACGCCAAAGUCAGUCAGCAGAACCAAUUCAACCAAGAAACAGACGAGGCUCAUGAGGAAGACAUGGAAAUUGGAUAUGACGACAGGCCACCAACACCAACUUACGAGGGUCUUGAACAAAGAUUUAUUGAUGAAAUCAUGAAAUUAGUUGGGGAGCGGAGUGAUAAAGAAGAUGCAGAAUUUGCUAGGCACAAUGAGAGAAUAGCUGAGAUAAACGAAGAGUUCCAGGAGAAGUUAUCUUCCCUAAGAGCUCUUCAAGAAACUCGGAGAGAAGAAUUUCUUCGCAAGGAAUUGCAGGCAAGAUCGAAUCAGUAUCAGGAUGGUAAAAGGAAUCACUUCCCCACCAUGAAGGUUGCAGAUGCAAAUGGCUAUUUAUGUCCUUCAACAACAUUCAUUGCUGGAGAAGCAGCUAGUAGUAGUAAGUUUCACGCUGCUCCUGAGUAUGAUAAAUAUGUUGUAGAACCAACCGAGCACUUGACAACAACUUCAAAUGGGGUAAAAACUAGUCAAAGAAAUGAGACAAGGGUUCCAUUGCCCCCUGGUCGUGUUUACCAAAACAGUUCUGUACAUAACUAGAUUAAUAAUGAUUUUUUUUUUCUCUUAUACGAUUUCGAAGAAGAUUAUGCAAUUAUUUUUAACUCGCGUUUGUGAUCAA
Messenger RNA from Trifolium pratense (red clover), 1113 nucleotides. RefSeq lists its product as uncharacterized. The coding region runs from base 264 to 1034 and encodes 256 amino acids. The transcript has 4 exons. Lineage: Eukaryota; Viridiplantae; Streptophyta; Magnoliopsida; Fabales; Fabaceae. The record is from RefSeq and is a predicted model, not a curated record.